GUACUCCAAUUCCUCCAAACCCUUGCCGAAACCCUCCUCCAAACCCUCGCCGCGAUGGGCAGGAAACCCUCCCCCGCCGCCGCCGCGGCGGUCGACGACGAAGACCUCGCGGCAACCAUGCCAGCCGACCUCCUGACCGCGGCCGACUGCGGUGGCGUCCACGGGCACGCCCUCUUCUUCGACGCCCUCGUGCAGCUCAUCCCACCGCGCUUCUACCUCCCGUCCGGCGAUGAGGACCGCCCCUGGUACCAGGGCCUCUCAAAGGCCGCCAAGGCGGCCAUGAAGGCCCAGUCCCGCGCCAACGUCAAGGCCGCCCGCCGCGCGCGCCUAGACCCCUCCGCGCCGCCGGCCUCCACCCUCGAGCUCCUCAAGAAGUCUGUCGCUGACCAGGCGGCGGAGGAAGAAGAUGACGACGAUGAGGAGAACUCAAGAGAGGAGAGCACGGAAGCUGGGGAUGAGGCAAGCUCCGAGGAUGAAGACGACGAUGAGAUAGAGGAGGAGGAUGAAGACGGGGAUGAGAAGGAUGAGAUGCCUAUUGCUCCGGCGGCAGUGGUGUCCGAGGAUCGGUCGGUGACCUAUGAGGAGCUGCAGGAACGGCUUCGCCGCCGCAUCGCGGAGCUUCGUGGCAACCGAUGCACCAGGCCUGAGUUCUUGAAUAAGCCCAAGAAGGAGAAGGGCAAGAAGGCAAAGGGGAAGAAUGAGAAGAGGGGAAAGGGCGAGGGCAAGAAGAGGAAGCGUGAGGAUGGCACCGAGGAUGCAGAAGGCAAGGAUGGGAAAAAGGCCAAGAAGGCUGAGGAGAAGCCAGAUAUCAUGUAUGCUAACGUUGUUGUUGACCCAAAGGAGGCGAGGCGCAGGAAGAAGAGAAGGAUUAAGAACAAGAAGAAGGAGCUGGAGCGGGCUAAGCGGAUGCAGGAGGCGAAGCAGGAUCCUGAGAAGGCGAACAAGAUCGCGUGGGAUACAGCAAGAAGACGGGCUGCUGGGGAGAAGGUGCAUGAUGACCCCAAGUUGAUUAAGGAGAGAUUGAAGAAGGAGGAAAAGCGGCAGCAGAAGCAUGCUGCUCAGUGGAAGGAGAGGCAGAAGACUGUGGACAAGCAGAGGAAGGAGAAGCAGAAGAAAAGGACAGAGAACAUCCGGGAGCGGGCACACCAGAAGAAGAUGCGCAAGAUUGAGAAGCGUGAGAAAAAGCUUAUGCGCCCUGGAUUUGAGGGCCGCAAGGAUGGUUAUGUCAACGAGUAACAUCUAUGUCCAAGGUUGUCCAGGAAGUGGUUUACCAUGUUUUCUUUGAGAACUUCAUUUGCUGAUAUGGGUAGUUGGUGCUUGUAAUAGGUUACCAAUUCAUGGCUGCUAAAAUGCCUUAGCUAUUGCAUGAACUUUCAAUAUUUAGCAGCUCUACAGAAGAGUUUGGAGUACUUAUAUAGCUGCGUUCUCUUUUACCAAGUCAUGCCUUGCUAGUUCUUUCCAGCACAUUGAUCAACUGGCAUUGCUGAAUUGUGCUUCUGUGGAUGCCUGUUUCGUUCUUUAUAUCAUUAGUGAUAGAUAGUGCUUCUGAAAUGGUGUUUGACUGGGGACCAGAGUGAAUCAGAACUGCUGUAGCAAACUUGUCAUCUUAA
Messenger RNA from Panicum hallii, 1610 nucleotides. RefSeq names its product ribosomal RNA-processing protein 14-like. Gene Ontology annotation, biological process: ribosomal small subunit biogenesis; ribosomal large subunit biogenesis. The record is from RefSeq and is a predicted model, not a curated record. The coding region runs from base 55 to 1236 and encodes 393 amino acids. The transcript has a single exon. Lineage: Eukaryota; Viridiplantae; Streptophyta; Magnoliopsida; Poales; Poaceae. Gene Ontology annotation, molecular function: RNA binding; DNA binding. Gene Ontology annotation, cellular component: nucleolus.